Messenger RNA from Drosophila teissieri, 519 nucleotides. RefSeq lists its product as uncharacterized. The record is from RefSeq and is a predicted model, not a curated record. Lineage: Eukaryota; Metazoa; Arthropoda; Insecta; Diptera; Drosophilidae. The transcript has 3 exons. The coding region runs from base 1 to 519 and encodes 172 amino acids.
AUGAAUCCUAACGUUAUCCUUCCUGGAGUAUUUUUAGCAGCACUUUUCCUAAUAAGCAGUGAGGCGCCGUAUAUUAAAGCGACAAAUGUUGUUUGUGAAUCAAAGAACAAAUCCUGGGCCGUUUUCCAUUAUUGCCGACUAAAGGCCUACUCGCGAAACAAGACCAGCGUCAAUAUAAAUGCAACACUUCUGCAUCCAGCUAACAAUAUAAUGGUCAAAAUGGUCAGAAUGGUAAAAAAAUUGAGUGGCUAUAAGCCAUUUCUGUUUGACGUCACCGUCGACGCCUGCCUAUUUAUGCGAAAAAAACAUAAUCCCGUCAUCAAAAUGUUUUAUAACUUCAUAAAGGAUUUAUCUACACUGAAUCACACAUGUCCUUAUGAGGGCUUGCAGGUGCUUAGCGAUUAUCACACCGCUAAAUUUCCAGUACCUUUGCCCCCAGGAGACUAUGGAGUGCUAAUGGAUUUCAUAUUCGAUGGUAAAAAGCAACUCUACGUAAAUACAUAUGUACUUCACCUUUAG